AUGGCAAUCAAGCAAUCCAACACAGCUACAGCGGGAUUUCUUUUAUCAAAAGGAGCCAACCCCAACAUCGCUGAUGAAAAUGGAUUCACUCCACUUCACGUGGCGGCCAAAUAUGCCAAAGACAUGGACAUUGUUAAAUUACUCCUUAAUCACAAAGACGUGGAUGUCAACUGUUUAGACAAUAGCGGACAUAGUGCGCUGGAUUGCGCAAUGAGAAACGAGCACGGGCUCGGCGUAGCAAUUGCAGUCAAAAUGGGAAAUAAAGUCGGUCGGGUCUCUCCAACUGCCCUAGAUCGUGCAAUCAAGGAUUCGGACGUAGAAAGCGUAAGUGUCCUAUUGAAAAAUGGAGCAGAUAUCAGCGAACUGACGUGGGUGAGUCAAAAAUCUAAUGCACUCCAUUUGGCAUCAUUUUGUGCAAAGGCGACCGAUCUGAUCGAUAUCGUUCUGGAAACUGGAGAAUUCGACAUCAACGGAGUUGACAGCGACGGAAGGACACCGCUCCAUUACGCAAUACUGGGAUCUAAUGCAAUUAGUGCUCGCCGUCUGCUAGAAAAGGGAGCCGAUCCCACCAUACGAGCCAACGAUGGCCUCACUCCAUUUCACAUAGCGGCGGCAUUUAGUCGAGAAUCCAAUAUUCUCGACUUAUUUCUGGCGAAUAACAAAGAAUUCGAUAUUGAACACCGAAACAAAUCUGGAAUGACUGCCCUUCACACAGCAAUCAAGCAAUCCAACACAGCUACAGCAAAAUUUCUUUUAUCAAAAGGAGCCAACCCAAACGCUGCUGAUCAAAGUGGAUAUACGCCACUUCACGUGGCGGCCUGUUAUGCAAAAGACAUGGACAUUGUUAACUUACUCCUUAAUCACAAAGACACGAAUGUCAACUAUUUAGACAACCAAGGAAACAAUGCGCUACACUACGCAAUGGACAACGAGCACGGCCUUGCCAAAGAAAUUGCAAGUCUGUUGAGGGGGAAAAUGGCCGCGAAGUCGGAAGGAAGUAGGCCUAACGAACCGAAGAAAAUUGCGACAUUGGUACCAGAUCGCAUCGAAGAAGAUUCGUACAUAGAAACAAUUCGCUUCUUGAUAGAAAACGGACAAGAUAUUAGCGCGUUGACAUGGGGAGAAUACGAAGGGAAUGCGCUUCAUGUGGCAUCACUUAAAGCAAAGACGACGGAGCUCAUCGACGUCGUUCGGGAAACUGGAAAAUUCGACAUCAACGGGGUUGACAGCGACGGAAACACACCUCUCCAUUACGCAAUACUGGGAUCUAAUGCAACAAGUGCUCGCUACCUGCUGGAAAAGAGAGCCGAUCCCACCAUAAGUGACAAUAAUGGCAUCACUCCAUUUCAUCUGGCAGCGGCAUUUAGUCGAGAAACCGACAUUCUCGUAUUAUUUCUGGCGAAUAACAAACAAUUUGAUAUUGACCACCGAAAUCAAUCUGGGAUGACUGCGCUCCACAUGGCAAUCAAGCAUUCCAACAAAGUUACAGCAGAAUUUCUUUUAACAAAUGGAGCCAACCCAAACGCUGCUGAUCGAAAUGGACUCACCCCACUUCACGCAGCGGCCAAAUAUGCCAAAGACAUGAAUAUCGUCGAGUUACUUGUAAAUCACAAAGACGUGAAUGUCAAUUAUUUGGACAAUAGCGGACUUAGUGCGCUGGAUUGCACACCAACCAACUUGUAUGGGAUCUGUAAACAAAUAGCCAAGCGGUUGAGAGAAAAAGGCGAAAAGGCAACAGAUGGUAUCAACCAACCGGAGAGCAUUCCGGCGAGGUUAAACGCAAUCACAAAUUCAAACGUGAAAACGAAGCAUAUCCUGAAAGAGAACAGAUUAGAUAAUGCGGCAUGGGGAGAAAACGGGACGAACGCACUUCACGUGGCGGCAGCUGAUGCAAAGACGACGGACGUCAUCGACGCCAUUCUGGAAACGGGAACAUUCGACAUAAACGGAGUUGACAGCGAUGGAGACACUCCG
Molecule: messenger RNA, 1974 nt
Organism: Daphnia pulicaria
Lineage: Eukaryota; Metazoa; Arthropoda; Branchiopoda; Diplostraca; Daphniidae
Product: ankyrin-1-like
Exons: 1
Molecular function (GO): protein binding
Source: RefSeq, a predicted model, not a curated record